CGGCAGGGGGCGCCGCCGCCGCCCCGGCCCGCGCCCGCAGCCGCGGCCAUGUUGGAGCUGGCGCUGGAGGAGCUCUCGGCUCUCGCCGCCAUCUACUGCGAGCCGGACGCCUGCGAGGUGCUGGCGGUCUCAGAGACUCAUGGAAUCACAUUUAGAAUUCAAAUCAGUGUGAAGGAACUGCUGGAUACAGAUGUACUUUUAAAGCUGUUAUUUCAUUUACCAGUCAAUUAUCCAUCAACUCUACCAGAUAUUUCUAUUAACUCAGACCAGCUUACAAGGGCCCAAUGUAUGGACGUGAAAGAUAAAUUACUUGAACAAGCAAAGAAGCAUCUUUCUGAACCCAUGGUACAUGAUCUGAUUCUUUGGAUACAGCAGCAUCUUAAAUAUGUCAUUAAGCAAUCAGCAACAGUUUGCAAGGAAAAAACUACUUUGUCAAAAGGAACAAGUACAGAGGAUGGUAUCUGGAUGCUCUUCUUGCAUUUAGAUCACAUGAGAGCAAAGGCAAAGUACGUCAAAACUGUGGAAAAAUGGGCUUCAGAUCUAAGGCUGACUGGAAGACUGAUGUUCAUGGGCAAGAUAAUAUUGAUUCUUCUUCAGGGUGACAGGAGCAACAUUAAGGAGUACUUAAUUCUUCAGAAAACUUCUAAGGUAGAUGUGGACUCAAGCGGAAAGAAAUGCAAAGAGAAAAUGAUUAGUGUACUGUGUGAGACAAAAGUACAGUCACAGCAUAAAAGGUUUCAGACGUUUGAAGUCAAAGAAUAUUCAACACUGGAUGAGCUACAAAAGGAAUUUGAAACUGCAGGACUUACAACUCUUUUCUCUGAGUUUGUGCCUCCUCUCUUAAAAUUAAAAGAAAACACUGGACCCUUGGACCAAAGCAGUAGUUGACUGCAGAUGCUGAUGGAAGAUGAAAGGACGGAUUUGGCAAACAACAUUAAAGCUUUUCUACAAAAAAUGCCAGAAGUAGCCAUCCUCUUGCAAGAAGGAGAAGGCAAUUCAUACAUUAAGAAUUGAUAAUUUUUUGACAUUUAUGUAUUGAUAACUUUUUCCAAGGAAUGCAGAGUUAAUUGCAAUAAUUGCAUGGCAAGCAUGAGAGAUUGGGAAGACAUCAUGUUAAAAUAAUAGUCUUCUAGUUAGACUCUGUUUUGCAUUCCCUGUUUUUCAGUGUUUUGGUUUUUAUCUCUCAUGGUAGUGGUUUUUCAUAAUGGCCUGCUAGAAAGCAUGAUUAAUUUUGUGUUGAAAGCUUAUAUGAAGGUAUUUCUGUAAAAAGCAUAGCAAACAGAGAGUUGAAUGUUUGAGUACAGCAUAUACUUAAUAUCCCUUAGGUGUUCAUCUUCUAACUUUUUUUUCUCCAUUUAUUUGACUAUAAAUGCUAGACUGUUGAUUUAAAGAAAAAGCUCAUGUCACUUGGAGCCUGAAAAAACUUAGAAGUGUCUUUUUGAAUGUUAGUUUUUAUUCUAAAAUGUAUAAAAACACCCAAGUGGAGAAUUUAAAUUGAUUAAAAAGCUAAGGUAAAGCCAUUCGUAAUAUUUUCUUUGAUAGUUUACAGAUUCCUUUUUGCACUUUAUCUGGUUUUACUGUCUGUGCAUCUUUAUAUAUCUUGAUUCAAUUAAACUGCCAGAGCAGUAUAUAUACAGACUUCAGUCCUCUGUCUCUCAAGACUUCUGUCAAGUCUUCUGUCAUUUGAGAAGCUGGUAAGUUAUAACUCCCUAUUAAAAAUUCCUGACCUUUAGCAUUUAUUUUUUUUGAUUGGUCAGUGGUCUUGGCCAGCCUAUAAAUUUUUUUAUCACUAGUCUGUGUUUUACUUCAGUAUAAUGUUACAAAUUAUAUACAUCAUUUUUACAAAUUCAAUUGCGCAAGUUCUGUUUGCCUAGGGAAAAUUGGAUACUUAUUUCUUUUAAUUAUUAAUGUCCUUUGGUUUCUAUUUUACCUGAUACCAUUCUCUAGCAAGACUAGAUAAAUUGUCCAGUAGUAAAAAUUUUGAAUUAAUGAGUUUCUCAGUAACUAGCAAUGCCAUUUCAAUUGGUUUUAACAUGUAGCUAAACAUGGGCUUUACUGCUCUCUAAAACUCACUCCCAGAAGCCAGAUGUAUUAGGUAUUCUUUGUUAACCAAAUACAUUUGAUCAACUCAGUGUAAAUUAAUUUAUCUCCUUUGUACUGGAGGAAGGCUGGUACAAUUUGGUUAGUUCCCAUAGUGUGGUUUGGCAAAUGAUUAUGUAAGACAUUUUGAUUUCCAGGUUCAUACUCAGACCAUGAGAUCAUACCUCUUUCUUUGUGUAUAAUAGAAAAGCAACUAAAGCAAACUAUUAAGAUUUUUAGGUUUUACUAUUUGAGAUAUCAAAUGCAUAACAGGUUGUAGACUGUUUGAGUGUUUUUUAAGUUUUUAAGGAGUUUGGUAAUUUUCAUAAUAUGGAGUGUCUCAAAUACAUAUGUUGCAUGUUAUUUUAUGCACCGAGGCUUAUUUAAUACGACAGUAGCAAAAGCUCUUCUUAAUGAGUCUUUCAUGUGUAGCACAUAGAGUACUUCAGGCACAGUAGAAAACAGUGGGUUAAACAGGUUUUACAAAUCAGUUCUAUAUUAUUUUGAAAUGGCUUCCUGAGAGAAGGGAAAUCUAACUUUCUGUCAUUUUAAGUAUGCGGAGAUGAAUUUUUACUUUUAUAAAGAAUAAAACACAAGUACCUUUAAAAUAUUAAAAUAACAUGUAUUUUAAAUUACAGUUUUCAGAAUUCAGCUAUUCUCAGUUAAAAUACCUAUGUUGAAAAAUUGUGUGUCAGUGGAGUAUAAAGUCUUGAAAAGAUGCAGAGGCUCUCUCCUUAUACUAUGCGAUAGAUCUGACAAGUAUCAAAACCAAGAAAAGUCCUAUGCAUGUACAGUGUAAGAAAACGUAAUCAGUAUCUCUCUGCAUAUUUAAAUGCUGUAAGGUUUUGCCAGAAGGAUUUUAUGUCCUCAGCCACAUCUUUACUUUAAAAUGCUCCACUUUUCUGGAAAGAGCAUUGUAAGGUACUUCAGCACAACCUAUAUCACAAUCUUGGCCAUUAAAAUGUAGCUGGGACCUUAUUCAACAUGCAUAUAAAUCAGUUGUAUAUGCUUUCUGUUGAUUUUGGGAAUUGGGUUGAAUAGCGUACCUAAUCAUGUGAUCUCAAAUUGCAUGUGACUGCAAAAAUAAUUGAGGCAUACAGUUGUUGUGGUCAUCUUUCUUGCAAGAUAGAUGCAGGCUCUCCAACUUUUUCCACCCUACUAUAAAAGCUACUGUAAUUAGCUGCAUAAGAAAAGCCAUUUUGUAGGGUCAGUGGUUGCCAGUUGCACUUGGAUAUAAAUUCAUGUAUUUUCUUGAAUAUUGUUGCCUGGUGCCUUCUUGAUUAACUAUUUGGUCAGAGCUAGCAUUCUGCAACAGCCAAUUUGAAAAACGUAAGAACAGUUAAAGAGCAAAUGACAGGUGGGUAAGUUGCAGCUCACUUCUGAUCUGUGCUCAUCUUGCCAAAUGAAGUUGUAAGAAGCUAGGUGAUUUCUGUAUUUCAGGAGUUGUAAAAAGCAGUUUACACAAUGGAUUUUUAUCAUAGUUGAAUUUGUUACUAACUUACAUUGGACAAAUCAACAAGGUCAGUGUAGGAAAGGACUGUAGUUUUUUUGCUUGGUUUGAUGUGCUUCGGGAGAAUUACAAAUCUGAUCAGCUUGAUAUUGUUCAGACAGCAGAGAACAUGAAAACUGAUGUCAGUCUGAUUCUGUCAAAGCAAAUGCUUUUGCCUACCCAUCAAUCAGUCACUUAUUUUGAAAGGUAGGAGGAUAUCUUGUGUUCAGACAAGUAAACAAUAUUUUUAAAGGUUGUUCUUUUGGAAGGAUGUUGCAGCUGUCUGUUAACUGAUGGUUUGUUUGCAUUUAUUGUAAGAAGAGAUGGGCAAGCCCGUGAGCCCCUGGGGCACAAAAGUCAUUGAAAUCGAUACUGUGGUGCAUGUUCUGCCCUGCAAGGGAACUGAAGCAGGGAAACAAAGUCAAAACUCCCGAGAAUCGUUAAAGAAUGCAUAUCAGUGUCUAAAAAGUUAGUGAAGUGUAUAUAGCUAUCAGAAUCAGACAAUUCAAUUGCAAGGAAAAAGAAAUCCACAAAUUAAAAAUGGCUUAACAAAUAAGAAGCUACAUUUCUUGUGGAUAUUGUAUUAUAAAUAGUUUUUUUGAACAGCAUGGUUAGUAAAGCCUCAUUUCCUGUGGGCUUUCUUGUUUCUAAACAAUUGCACAUGUGAAGCCUUUCUUGCAGAAGAGACAUUCAUGGUGGUGCUCUCCCAGGUGGGUUCCCCAGUGCCUGAUACUGAUUGUGCUCUCUGCAUAAAUCACUGAAUCAUCAGUAGCAUAUUGCUUCUCUGCUACCUGUUUUCAUCAAAGUUAUAGGAACUUGGUUUCUUUCAGGCUGUUAACCUCUCAUUUUAAUUGAAAUCAGUUGAAUUCAAAACGUCUAGAAGAAUUUUGUAGUAUAAAUAUGCAUGCUUCCGUAUGGACAGCACAGUCCCAUAACUGUAGUUUCCUUUGAAGAUCAGGCUAAAAUGAAAGUUGUUGCCAUAGGACUGACUACUUGAAGAACCAAGGUUUUAGGACAAAACUGAGGUUUGAUUGGUCUUUUUGAAUCCCUUGGCUUAUUAAGUGUGAAGAAGACAAAAAAUGGGUUAAGAGAGAAAGAAAGAUACAUAGAAACAGGAGCAAACCCCCAAACCCAACAUCAGCCCUGUUUGCACAGUUGUUUUUGCAUGAAUACAUUGCAUCCAGAGCAUCCAUUCUCAUCCUGAAGAGAUGUGCUCAAUCUGCACAAGGGUUGCUAAACCGCAGUUGAAUGAAUGUCUUGGGUGGGCAUCUGCCAGUCUCUAGAAGAGAUGGCACUGGCUGUGUUGGUCAGGUUUGUUGGUGAACGGCAUGUGUUCACUUUUUCUGCUCCUUUCAUAUGAUUCAUGAGUGUUAUAUGUCUGCAUUUUCUGUGGUAUGAGAAGAAGAAUGGUCUGGUCAUCUGAGGAAUGCUUCUUUCUCAUUACCCUUUGUGCAGCAAGUGUAAACUGAAGUAAGCAAAAGGGCAACAUGAGAUCCAGAUAAUUUUUACUAUUACAUGUAACAUCAGGUCUUUCUACAUAUGUAUGCUACUACUACUGCAGAGUGGUGAUGUCUGUGGAAGCAAGGACAUUGGAGUGCUAACAGAUUAAGUUACUCAAUUCUGCAAGAAAUCAAUCUUUCUACAGUUUUCGUUUUUUUGAAUUGUUACUGACCGCCAUUGUGACCAAGGUCUGUAGAUAAAAACCUGUCUUGGCAGAGGGAGGCACAGGAAUAAAACUCCCUUCUUUUCUGUAUUAAUCUUUCAAGGCAUUAUCUAUAGCAUUAAUACGUACUAUUUGUAUUUAAGGGGUUUUAUUAUUGUCUCUUGGAAAGAAACCUUUAUGAGCAGCACAUACUGUGAAGUAGCCUACCAUUCCGGAGAAUAGCAUGACUUCAGUGGAAGUAAUGCGAAGUUUCAGAGGAGGGAAAUACUUUCAAUGGGGACAUCAUCAGUAUUGGGAAUUCACCAGCUUUUAUUACUUAUUCAAUCUCAUUAAAAUUAUAAUUCUUGCACCCUGUCCCCCACCAUUUGUUAUUUGCUGUUACAGGGAGGAUGAGACACUAUAAGAACUCAUAAAUGAAAAUCCUUGACACAAUCGAUUAAAAAAAAUUGGAAGUAUGUUUGAUUGUUUUGUGAAUAAAGCUAAUUUUUGCGGUUUUGUUUCAUUUUCCUAUAAGAAGACUAUUUGUCACUUAUUUCUGUGUGAAUGAUCCACAAAAACACUGAUAUUAGUAUAAUUUAUACGCAUAAGUACUGUAAUGAGCCUAAAGAAACUUCUUAGGGGGAAAAUACUUUGUUUACAUUGCUUCUUUUAAAAAUAGCUUAAUAAACCCUACAAAUGAAUGAUUUAAAA
Harpia harpyja (harpy eagle) is the source of this 5921-nucleotide messenger RNA. It is a transcript of the gene RWDD3, whose product is annotated as RWD domain containing 3. Gene Ontology annotation, molecular function: protein binding. The coding region runs from base 49 to 888 and encodes 279 amino acids. The transcript has 4 exons. Lineage: Eukaryota; Metazoa; Chordata; Aves; Accipitriformes; Accipitridae. The record is from RefSeq and is a predicted model, not a curated record. Gene Ontology annotation, biological process: positive regulation of protein sumoylation; positive regulation of hypoxia-inducible factor-1alpha signaling pathway.